Molecule: messenger RNA, 569 nt
Organism: Helianthus annuus (common sunflower)
Lineage: Eukaryota; Viridiplantae; Streptophyta; Magnoliopsida; Asterales; Asteraceae
Product: 40S ribosomal protein S21-2
Exons: 4
Coding region: 163-408 (81 amino acids)
Biological process (GO): translation; endonucleolytic cleavage to generate mature 3'-end of SSU-rRNA from (SSU-rRNA, 5.8S rRNA, LSU-rRNA); endonucleolytic cleavage in ITS1 to separate SSU-rRNA from 5.8S rRNA and LSU-rRNA from tricistronic rRNA transcript (SSU-rRNA, 5.8S rRNA, LSU-rRNA)
Cellular component (GO): cytosolic small ribosomal subunit; ribosome
Molecular function (GO): structural constituent of ribosome
Source: RefSeq, a predicted model, not a curated record
AAAGUGAGCAGGCCCAAGGAUCCAUUGAUUAUACAACUAUUUAUACCAACGAAACGAAAUUAGGGUUUUCAUAUUCAUAAAACCACCAGACGCCUCCUGCAGCCAGCGCAGCUCUCCACCGGAUUCAACAAGACUUAGCUGGUUCUCAAAAAAUUUGCGAAAAUGCAAAACGAGGAAGGACAAAACAUGGAUCUCUACAUCCCAAGGAAGUGCUCCGCCACCAACAGGCUGAUCACUUCAAAGGAUCAUGCUUCAGUCCAAAUUAACGUUGGUCAUGUGGACGAAAACGGCCUAUACACUGGCCAAUUUUCCACUUUUGCCUUGUGCGGUUUUGUGCGAGCUCAGGGAGAUGCGGACAGUGCUCUUGAUAGGCUUUGGCAGAAGAAGAAAGUCGAAACCCGCCAAUAAGUUAUCUUAUUCGGUCUGUGUUUUGCUUGAGGUCGAUUUGAAUCAAUGACAAUGUCUCUGAUUUUUCCUAGUGGAAUGUUCUUGUUUUCUAUGUAGACUUGGUUUUACUUAUUAUUAGCUAAUGAGAAUAUUGCAUCAUGUUUGAUCUGAAUGUUGGAUUU